This is a messenger RNA of Gongylonema pulchrum, 411 nucleotides long. Lineage: Eukaryota; Metazoa; Nematoda; Chromadorea; Rhabditida; Gongylonematidae. The record is from the annotation of a GenBank genome assembly.
GAAUGGUUGGUGACGGCGGAUUCACUGGCACGACUGUGCUUUUUUGAACUAUCUCAAGCGCUUGAGCCGAGCGCUUCGCACAAGGAACGGCAGUGCAAAUGUCAUCUGGAAGUGACCGAACCAGUCUAUGCGAUGACCAGCAUCUUCGACAGAUUGGUGUGCGGUGAUGCGGCUGGUCAGCUCUCUGUCUACACUUGGGCCGAUAUCGGCAGCUUCUCGCAGAGUGGCCAGCUCGCUCCAAUUUGCAGAUUUAGCGCUUUCCCAACGAAUAUCUCGGCUGCUCCACCAAAUGAAAUUAAUGCGCUAGCAACGAUGAACGGCGAUCGCAUCCUCUAUGCUGGCGCAAUGGAUAAUGCAGUACGCCUGGCGAGCAUCGAACGCCCCGACAAGGUACUUUCUCUUUUGCAGUAG